This is a messenger RNA of Tachysurus fulvidraco (yellow catfish), 782 nucleotides long. RefSeq names its product guanine nucleotide binding protein (G protein), gamma transducing activity polypeptide 2b (gene gngt2b). Gene Ontology annotation, cellular component: heterotrimeric G-protein complex. Gene Ontology annotation, molecular function: G-protein beta-subunit binding. Lineage: Eukaryota; Metazoa; Chordata; Actinopteri; Siluriformes; Bagridae. The record is from RefSeq and is a predicted model, not a curated record. The coding region runs from base 345 to 554 and encodes 69 amino acids. Gene Ontology annotation, biological process: G protein-coupled receptor signaling pathway. The transcript has 3 exons.
AAUAAUGUUUUGUGAUUUGUUGGUAUAUUUGUCAGCUAUUUGUGGUUGCAACAAUCAGUUCCACCUUCAGACAAGUCUGCUUGCCUCACUGAGCUUUAGAGGCCAUCUGACUUCCUCUGACUUGUGAUAAUGAGAUCAACGGGGAUUGAUGACAUCACUGGCCACCAGGCUCAAGCUAAAAACUAAAAAAAAAAAAAAACACCAGGUGUGUGUCUUAAGAAAACAAGGGGACAGGAAAAAAGAGCUCAGUCCACCGAGUCAGACGUGGAGAAGUGCAGAUGUUCUCCUAGGAGACAAUUAGAGAUUUCUUGGACUGCUGAGAGUCCCACCAUUUAACAGCCGAGAUGGCUCGGGAUAUGUCCGAUAAGGACAUCAUGAAAAUGGAGCUGGAGCAGCUGCAGCAAGAAGUAAACAACACCCGGAUUGCAAUUUCAACAACUGCCCCUGAGAUUAUCUCCUUUAUUGAGUCCCAGUCUGCAGACGACCCCUUAAUCAAAGGGGUUCCUGAAGACAAGAACCCAUUUAAGGAGAAAGGAGGCUGUGUUAUUACAUAGCGAUGUCUUCUUAUUAAAGGCUUUCUGAAGGGCUUUUCACAGGUCUUACGCAUCGCCUAAGUUCUACAGGCACGAGACACUCCUUCAUAUCCCAGUAAUCUUCAUGGAUCUUUUUCUUUCAUGUGGUAAUUCAAUGUGAGUGGACAAAUGAUGAUGUAAAUCUAAAAUGUAGAAAGCUGCUUUGUCACAAUACUCCUUGUUAAAAAUCACUAUAUCAAUAAAAUUUGA